AUGUUUCAUUGGAAUAAGUCAGCAGUAACUGAUUCUGAUACAAUGAUCAUCGUUCUGGACAAUAUUGGAUUAGACAGUAGAAUAAAUAAAAUGGUUCUGAGAUCAAAUCUUUUGGUUAUUGUCGGUAAAACGCAAGUGGCGAAAUUGUUCUAUUCGCAAUAUCAUCAAAGUGUAGUCAUAUUGUAUAAGUUAACGAAAAAAACCACUAAACCUUCUCCUUCCUUUUUAACACUACAAGUUUUUUUUGGCGAAAAUGGGCGUCAAGUGGACUUGCGCCCUUUAUUGCCUUUUAGUGAUAUAUCAUCCCAGGAAGAAUACAGCAGCUCAGAUAUGGACUUAACCGGGCAAACCAAGUCAACACGUAGUUCGUCAAGCAGGUCGUCCUCUCGUGGACCAGGAAACUCUUGGUCUUACAAAGCAGACACUGAUUCUGAAAAUCCUGGAAUGGUUAAUUACUCCUACAUCGAUUCUACCGGAGAAACGGUCAUCGGUACCGCGUCAGCGGAGGACUUUCAGAAUGACAAUCCUCUCAAAGAGCUGCAGGAAUCCCAGGACUCCUUUCAACCGUCCUUUAAUCAGAAUAAUCGCAUGCGAUAUGGAGCUCCAGCCUUCGUCAACUUCCCAAACAAUUUUGGACGUGGAAAUAACAACAUUUUCCGCAAUGGCCAUAGUUCCAAUUUCAAGAAUCUAAACUCUGCUGGUAAUACUGUGCAGAGUAGCGCCAGCGAAGGUCCAGGAAUCAAUUCGGCUUUACCCGGCGCCGAUUCCAAAUUCUCUCAAACAGCCUCCGGGUCGAAAAACAGCAACAGUUACUCAACCUCCUCAAAAUCCAACUCCGUAUCGGGAAUUGGUCCCGAUGGCAAGCCCUACAGUCGCAAAGUAUAUGUCAACGAAGUAAAUGAUAACGGAAAAGUGACUAUCGAGAGGGUCGAAGAAUAACUUGACCGAAUGCGAAUACGUCGAUGAUAAAUUUAUGGCAGUUUAUCCUAGUACGUACUGUUAUUAUCCAUUGAAGUCACGUGCGCAUUUCGCAGCUUCAAUAAUUCCGUUCUCAUUAUCAUCCUCAAAAUUUCUUUAUUAUUAAAUUGCUCGAAUUUCCGUCCGAUUUUACCGCGCAGAUAAGCCAUUUAAUAUGGUACUCCAUAAUGCAUCAAUCCUACGUUAUAAGUAAAGUUGAGCGACAUGAAAUUAUAACGAUAAAAUAGAUCAGAUUUAGGUACCUCAGGAUGUAGAAUCAGGUCAUAAUCUAUCGUGCGUAUGCAUAGUAUUCAAUUCAUUAUUAAGAAAUAUGGGGUUAGCUUCUAAUGUUCGAAGAUGACAACUUCGAAAUCAUAAAUUUAUGAUUGUCUUCUUGUGUCAACGACCGCGACUUUCGAGUGCAGAAUUCUGUACGAUGAGCAUGUUGUUAUGAGAUUUCUUAUUCUAAGGACAAUUUUUAUACUUUCUCACGUAUUGCCAUUAUUUAUAAGUCUGAUUAAUAAGUCUCUUUAACUGAGACAUA
Molecule: messenger RNA, 1501 nt
Organism: Diprion similis
Lineage: Eukaryota; Metazoa; Arthropoda; Insecta; Hymenoptera; Diprionidae
Exons: 8
Coding region: 1-939 (312 amino acids)
Source: RefSeq, a predicted model, not a curated record